AUGGGUAAAGUCCACGGCUCGCUCGCUCGUGCGGGUAAAUUUUCCGCAGUUUCGGCCGCCGCAUACCGCACGGGGACGAAGGAAGACUCCAAGAAGGAUGACUACCGUAUAUGGCGAUAUGAGGGAACAAACGUGAAUGCGGUUGAGCCACAAGAGAAGAAGAAGACCCCAAAGGGCCGUGCUAAGAAGCGCCUCCAAUACACCCGACGAUUCGUCAACGUCACAAUGACCGGUGGAAAGCGAAAGAUGAACCCCAACCCAGGUGCCGCAUAA
Molecule: messenger RNA, 273 nt
Organism: Nannizzia gypsea CBS 118893
Lineage: Eukaryota; Fungi; Ascomycota; Eurotiomycetes; Onygenales; Arthrodermataceae
Product: 40S ribosomal protein S30
Exons: 4
Coding region: 1-273 (90 amino acids)
Biological process (GO): translation
Cellular component (GO): ribosome; cytosolic small ribosomal subunit
Molecular function (GO): structural constituent of ribosome
Source: RefSeq, a predicted model, not a curated record